UUUCCUGUAUAUCUAACAAGAAGUGGAAAUAUAUAAGCAUGGGCGAAUCGAACGCUUACAACGUUGAAGCAAGGACGGGAAUGCACGAUUUCGACGACGAAGUUCAAGGCAUAAGAGAAUAUUAUCAUAACCGCAUGGGCAUAGAGGUGGGCGAGACGAACGUGUUGGUCCACGUACAAGUAAUGACCGGUCGGAGAUACGCGUUUUCUCAAAACGGCAGGAUAAAUUUGGAGAAAGUCUUCACGUCAAACAUCGCCUAUUAUCCCUUGCAAUCGAUCGUGUCCGAUAUCUCCACUUACGAUUCUUACCACUCGACUUUCAGAAGUAUACACGACGUUUUCCCGUUGGGUUCCACUUGCUUCAUACUUACAAAUCUGUAUUACGGUUCCCAAGGCAUAGUACAAGACAGCAAAGAAGCUUUGAAGAACGGCAGAGUAAAAAUUGGUAUUACGGUGACUAAGGAGCCCGAUCUGUCGAGCAUAAAAGAAAUGCACGCGAGGAUGGUGAGGAGCUACAAGGCGUUGUACCACGUGGCAAGUCAAUUAA
Anoplophora glabripennis (Asian longhorned beetle) is the source of this 546-nucleotide messenger RNA. RefSeq names its product 5'-3' exoribonuclease 1-like. The transcript has 3 exons. NCBI's taxonomy places the organism in Eukaryota, Metazoa, Arthropoda, Insecta, Coleoptera, Cerambycidae. The record is from RefSeq and is a predicted model, not a curated record. The annotation marks the transcript as partial.